Colletotrichum siamense is the source of this 747-nucleotide messenger RNA. RefSeq lists its product as uncharacterized. The transcript is spliced from 3 exons. NCBI's taxonomy places the organism in Eukaryota, Fungi, Ascomycota, Sordariomycetes, Glomerellales, Glomerellaceae. Bases 1 to 747 code for a protein of 248 amino acids. The record is from RefSeq and is a predicted model, not a curated record.
AUGCACGACAAAUUGGUCGAUAUUGGCACCAUUUCAAACGCUAAAGAAUGCGCACAAGACAAGUCUCCAUUCGUGGAGUGCACCGACUGCUUCGCGGAAAUCAUGGGCCACGACAAAGGCAUCAAGCAACCUGCGGUUCGCAUGAUGAAGGACCGAGCGCACUGCUACCUCUUGUUGGAAUGGUGCUUGCCGAUGUUCAAGCUGCGCGCUGGUGUCCCCAUCACCCUAAGCUUUCUCAAAAAGACCUUCGACAGGGUUGGGGAGAACAACGGACCAUUUUUCAAGGAGCAAGUCAAGCAGUAUAAUGCCAAGGGGAGAAUCACCUUCGACCCUGCAAAGGCUCAAGGAAACCAGAUUGGCGUCGGCGUCUACACCACACCUGGCCCGGCCGAAUGGAAGGGGAACCCUGGAGACUGGUACUGCCACAUUACGGCCCGCAAGUCAACUGUGGAUUCAAUCCCGAAGGUUUGGGUUCCCAAGCAGUACUGGUGGAACAUCCAAGGGAUGUAUACAUGGGCGGAUAAGACAUUCUCCAAGAAGACCAAGAACUUCGACUUUGAUGAUGUCUUACGCCUUUCGCAAAUCGGAAACUACGAGCCGACCAAGCAGCUUCUGAUCCCGACAUACCUGCUCUCCGGCAAGGGUAUGGACUUGAAAGUCACCUGCAAGGCCAACUGGAAGGACCUCCCCUCCAACAAGCCAGUGGACUACUCCAAAUGGCCCAAGGUUCUUGGAAUCCCUCAGUAA